Messenger RNA from Phaedon cochleariae (mustard beetle), 2276 nucleotides. The record is from the annotation of a GenBank genome assembly. NCBI's taxonomy places the organism in Eukaryota, Metazoa, Arthropoda, Insecta, Coleoptera, Chrysomelidae.
CUCGACAAGUUUUUUCAGAAGGUAGUGGCACAUGUAUUAUGAGUGGUUUACUGUGACUAGUGCAAUCAUUUUUACCGGUGAAAAUUUUAUUGGCCUUUUUUCUUCUACUACUAUCACCACCAACCUCACCAACAAUGUCUCAAGAAACUGAAAAACCCCACCUCGAAGCCGUGAUACGAGGAAACGCCGAAUUCACCAAAAAUCUAUACAGUAUCCUCGCCAAGAAUGACGGCAACAUAUUCUUCUCCCCAAUAAGCAUUCACGCCAUUCUAGCCCUGGCAGCACAAGGCUCAGGAACCACCACCCGAGAAGCCUUGUGCAAAGCCCUGAAUGUGCCCGACAUCAAAGCCGCAGCUGAGGGUUACAAAGACAUCAUGAGUCGCUUGAACAGCGUGAAAGAUGUUACCCUACACAUGGCGAAUAAAGUGUACAUGAAGCAAAGUUACAACUUGCAGGAGAGUUUCAAGGGCAUCGUGACUAGCCACUUCUCUUCGGAAGUACAGCAGCUGGAUUUUGCUCAGCAAGCAGCUGCUGCAAAGACCAUCAACACUUGGGUAGAGGAGAAAACCAAAGACAAAAUCAAGGAUUUGAUCAAAGCUAGCGAUCUGGAUCCCCUUACUCGUCUAGUACUAGUAAACGCGAUCUACUUCAAAGGUACUUGGGCGGAAAAAUUUGACGCAGCAAACACCAAAACGGAAAAGUUCUACAAGAACGAAACCGAGACUGUAGAUGUCCAAAUGAUGCACCUCACCAAAAAAUUCUACUUCAAGAACGACGAGACCCUCAACGCCAAAGUUUUGGAACUUCAGUACACCAACAAGGACCUCAGCAUGAUCAUUAUUCUUCCGAACGAACGUAACGGCAUCGCAGAUUUAGAAGCUAAGCUAGCCAACACCGAUCUGAGCAGGAUUACAGAGAAUAUGUACAGACCUGAGGUCAUUGUAGCCCUUCCCAAGUUCAAGAUUGAGCAGACGAUCGAAUUGAAUGACCCCUUGAAAGAGUUGGGGCUUGGAAUAAUGUUUGAUGAGGAUAAAGCUGAUUUUAAGUCGAUGCUGGACAGUCCAGAGCAAUUGUAUGUCAGUAAGGUGGUACAAAAGGCUUUUAUUGAGGUCAAUGAAGAAGGUGCAGAAGCUGCAGCUGCCACUGAAGUACGUAUGGUAAUGAAAAGAUCCAUCGGAUAUGUUCAACGUGAAGAAUUUUUGGCCACCCACCCCUUCUUGGUAUUGUUAGCAGGAAAAGGAAACAUCACAAUACAGGAUGUACGAACAAAGGAGUGUCGCUCUAUUUUGUUUUAUGGAAAAGUUGAGAGUCCAUUGUAUCCCAGAAUCGAACACGAUGAGCUUUGAAUCAUAUUGUAAAUGUACAGAGUGAGCGAGAAGAAUUCGAUGACAUCAUUAAUUUGGAUAAAAAUGGACUUUACUCACUCUUUCCAGAUUUUGUUCAUCGUUUUUCCUUUCCCCUGUACAUCAGGGUGACUGGCAAAAAAACUCCCUUUGCCAUAUAGAGCCGUUAUUUAUUGUCCAUCUAAUGAAACCCCCUGUAUACACAAUAAUGUAUUCAAAAAGAGCUUCUUACUUUUCUUGUAUAUGAGUUGAAUGACAUUUUCUUCAUCACAAAGAUAAAUAUAUGUUUCUAUUUCGGUUAAGUUGAAGCUGAAAAUAAAAUUUGUAUUUCACCAAAAUUUGAUGAUAAAUAAUGGCGAUGUAGCUUUUGGCUUUUUUUGUCGCCCUGUAUUUGUUCUAUAGGUAGUACUUAGUGCUUCCGAUUCAUUCCUAUUAUUCCACUUAUUAUUAUUAUCAACGAACGAAGCAGUUCUAGCAUUUGAUGAAUUUUCUUUGGCUUCGAACGUAAUAUGUGAAAUAAAAAUAUUUCCCGUAUUUUUUUUUUCAACUAAUUUUGAAGUUGAAAUAUUGUUCAAAAGUAGCUUUUCAAAAUACGGUUUUUGGCAUUGCAAAAUCGGAGAAUUGAUCUCGAAUUGUGAAUUUUUCAAUCAAUAAAAAUUGUUGGAUUUGUUACUUGCUGCUAUUUUUAAUAAACAAAACAAACAGUACCUAUUUAAAUAUUUUUGAUAGAUCUUUUUUUUUUCAAUCUCAUAUAAAAUAUUUCUUUGUCUGUUGUGUACUCAAAUAUUAGUUUAGAUGUCAUACUACUGUCAUGUUUCUACUUAAAAAUUUCUAUUUUUUAUAUAUCCAUAUAUACCGUCGCUUCUCCUUAUAAGUGCUUAUAUGUAUUUCAAUAAGAAAUAGAGAUAAUUUGAAAUAAAAACGUUUUUCUUC